Molecule: messenger RNA, 3558 nt
Organism: Salpingoeca rosetta
Lineage: Eukaryota; Choanoflagellata; Craspedida; Salpingoecidae
Product: BUB protein kinase
Exons: 26
Coding region: 1-3558 (1185 amino acids)
Biological process (GO): mitotic spindle assembly checkpoint signaling; meiotic sister chromatid cohesion, centromeric
Molecular function (GO): protein kinase activity
Source: RefSeq, a predicted model, not a curated record
AUGGCUGAUCACCAGCAGCAGCAGCAGCAACAUAUUCCCCAGGAUUGGGAAACCUGCAAGGAGAACUUCAAACCACGCCGCCAGGGCUACAGCGCAGAAUCCGUCAUGAACGCAGCCGUGGCAACACCAUUCGAGAGGCUCGCAGAACAGGAACGUGCCUUUGAAGAGGCUGUGUUCACGAGCGGCGGCAGCGACCCUCUCGACAUCUGGAAGCGAUACAUUGCUUGGGCAGAAGAGCGCGAGAACAGCGCCGACUAUCAGAUUGACGUUGCUCGCCUCCUGGAGCGCUGCAUCAAGCGUUUUGAGCGCGAUGAAACCGUCAGGAACGAUGAGCGCUUUCUCAAGAUUUGCCUCAAAUACGCGGACCGCUGCGACGAACCGUUUCAGAUCUUCACCUUCCUGUUUGAUCGCCGCAUUGGCAUCCAAACGCCUCUCUUCUGGCUGACGUGGUCGGUGAUGUACGAGAGCAUCAAGAACUACGAUGAGGCCGUGGAGAAGCUUGAGCGAGGCAUCAUCACCAUGACAGAGCCGGAACCCAAGACGUUUCUGCAGCGAAAGCUCACAGCACUGCAGCAGCGUGCGUCCUACCACCGUGAAAAGCAAGAGGCAGCCUCUCCCGUCGACAGCCCAGCUGCCAACGCUGAUGAAGACAAGCGCAUUACCUUUGGUGAGCUGCCACAGACGCGAAGUGGCCGUCUGCCCGUCAACCGUGGAAAGUUCGCACGCCAAGGCGGGCGUGGUCUGAAGAACGUUGUCAACGGCCGACCGGGUCUUGGUCUCGGUGCGCGCUCAUCCGGGAACAACGGCGCCCUCAGCAUUUACCAGGACUCUGCCGAGGACACGCAGGAGCGCAGGCACCGUCCGGUCGUGCUGCUCUCACGUCCUCAAAUUCGCAGUUUCCCAGACGCCAGCGCCACCGCCAAGGAAAACUCACGGGACCCCUCGGGCUGGCACGGCACUGGUGGGCUGCGUACGCGACCAACAGCAGCCGCAACUGCUGAGCCCCUCGACGUGUAUGAGGAUGAAGAUGUCAAGGCUACAACCGGCGACAAGUCGCCAGCGCCAAAACUGCCGAAGGCAUCCCGCAAGAAAGUGCUGCAGCCCAAGAAGCCGGCCGCGCCCGUUCGCAUCUUCCACGACUAUGCACGCGAGCGUGGGCUUGAGCGCGAGCUGCCUGGCCAGUACCUGAUGUACGACCCACGGCCGCUGCUGGAGGAUCCGGCAACCGAGUACUGCUUUGAAGAGAUGCGCGCGUCGCACUGGCUCGCCGCCAACCAUCUCACGGCAGACCACUUUCCAAUCGAGCACGACUACGACAAUGACCUCGACGUGUCGAUGGGCGGUGAUGAGUAUGGCCAGAACCUCGACACCGAGGAUCACCAAUACAGCGGCGACCAUUCACACAAGCAUAUGCUGCCAACGCGGACUCCAGCCGCUGCCAUGGUGAAUGCACAAGGCGCCAACGACACACGUCAGGCUGAUGCCGCAUUUACAGCGCCAGAGGCAAACAGGCGUGAGCGCCGCGCACUGCGCGCUCUCCCCAAUGCCGGCGAGGAGUCGGAGCCGGAGAACACGGUGACCAAGCGGCUGCAUUUCAGUGUUCUUGACCAUGAAGAACAAGAGGAGCAGCGUGACGAGGCGCCAUCGCCCACAAUCAACACCAAGGCAGCAAUGGCUGACGUGAUGGCCAUGUUUGGCGGCGCCCUCAACUCUCCUACAACAGAGAGCGGCAGUGCUGGUGUUUCGGCGGUGUCGCCUCGCCCAUCACAGCCGCUGUCUGUGUUUCAGGACGUGAACACGAGUACAGGUGCACACGCCGAUGAUGAAGCAGAAGACGUGGACAGUGAGAACAAAGAAAACUGUGCUCCCCUCGAAGCAAAGAAGCCCAAGAUGAGUGCUGCACAAGAGGCAUGCCAGCGCACCGGCCAGUCUCGCAGCGUGCUCGGUGAGCUGAAAGGCUUUGACCUGUGCAGCCCGGAAGAGCUUGCUGCUGCCCGCGCAUACUCGGGUGAUGACGACGAUGGUGAUGAUGAGGACGAUGACCAGGGCAACGGUCGCAAUCAUGGCGACAUUCACGGCUUCGGCAGCAACAAAAUUGGCGGCAACAAACACUUGAGCGUCUUUGGUGGAAAAGGUGAUGAUGACGAUGAUGAUGAUGGUGGUGAUGGCGAGAACAAUGACGAGUACAACCACCAUCGUGGUGCUGCAAAGCCCAACACACAACGCCGCCCGCUGGGAGAGCGCCAAAUGCCGUCACUGCUGAACGACAGCCAUGAUGCGGACGAGCGUCAUACAAGCAACGGCCCAGGCUUUGCACAACAACACCACCACCACCCGCACCGUGCAACCAUGCUCAGCCCCAUUCUGGAGGCUAGCCAUGAGAUUUCCUCCUCUGCGUCGUUCCUGUCAACCAGGAGCUCCAGAACGCCCUCUGCCGCCGGCUCUGGUCCACAGUCCACGCUGACGACACCAUCCGCAGAGUGCACCACGGUCACCGAGCUUGCCCGCGCACUCGCCAGCAAGUGCCAGGACGCGAUUGAGGCCUCGUCCAUGACAGUUGUGCAGCCAACAAAUGUGCCAGCCCUCAAACCUGGUCAAGUGCUGCAGAAGAUCGUUCCUGACUGCACCCUGUCCGUGUGGCGUCAAAGUGACCCCCGUGCGUAUCUUGCCGUUGAGUACGCGAUCGAGGACUAUGACAGCUCAGACGUCGAGUACCUGCGUUGCUUCCAGCUCAAGGUGGUGGAGCAUCUCUAUGAAGCGCGCAUGUCGCUGCUUGUUCUGGAUCGUCUGAAGCAGCUCGAAGACGCGCAGCUGCGUGCCCGUGCCAUGGCGAGUGUGAGCGUGCCGGUUGCCUUCCACGUGUUUAACAACGGGCUUGUCAUGUGCUCCACCUACUCAAGCAAGGCCAGUCUGGCAGACCUCGUUGCCUCCAACGCAGACAAGGGCGUGGCGUGUGACGAGACGCUUGUCAUGUUCUAUGCCAUUGAGCUCCUGCGCACCAUGGAGGCGCUGCACUCCUGCGGCUUUGUCGCAGGCAACUUCCAACCCGAAAACAUUCUCCUCCGCUGCGAUCUCUUUGCUCUCGAGGCCGAAGAGGAGCAGGAGGCGACGGCACCCUGGAACGCACGGGGCGCCAACGGCUGGAAGCACUACGGUGUUGUGCUCACCAACUUUGCCCGCGCUGCGGACAUGCAAGAGUUGCCCAGGCAGACGUUUGAGGACCACCAGCUGCUCGCAAGCCUUGGUCGCACCGCGGGCGCAUUUGAGCGGGAUUAUGUGGACGUGGCGGAUGUGCUGCACCAACUGCUGUUUGGAUCCGCCCUAGCUGUGGAGCAAGACGCAGACACGAGCCAAUUCAAGCUGCAACAGCCCAUCAAGCCGUAUUGGCAACGCGAGUUGUGGCACAACAUGUUCACGACGCUGCUGAACAACACCACAGGUUCAUGCGACCUGAGUUCUCUGCGCCGGGAUUUCGAGGGCUACUUGGAGAGCAACAGCUACAAGAGCAGCUCGCUCCAUGGCCUGCUCAUCCGCCAAGACCUGCAGCUUUCUGACUGA